Lineus longissimus is the source of this 1440-nucleotide messenger RNA. RefSeq names its product MIF4G domain-containing protein-like. Lineage: Eukaryota; Metazoa; Nemertea; Pilidiophora; Heteronemertea; Lineidae. The transcript is spliced from 5 exons. Bases 33 to 716 code for a protein of 227 amino acids. Gene Ontology annotation, molecular function: RNA binding; protein binding; translation activator activity. The record is from RefSeq and is a predicted model, not a curated record. Gene Ontology annotation, biological process: regulation of translational initiation. Gene Ontology annotation, cellular component: cytosol.
CUUCGGUUUUUCCAGAAUUUCAAGUCUUCCCCAUGGUUGAGGUUCUUGGGUGGGAUCAGAUAGACCUUGACGGCUAUGAUGUCACUGCUAGGCCCUUCAUCAAGAAAGCCAUUGAAAAACCGAGCGCACUAGGAAGCCAUGUUCUUGAAAAAGUAGCUGAAGAGGUUGUGUACAGAGCAUGUCUCGGGGGUGUCUACUACAGAACGGCAGCUGGAAUAUGUCAAGUCAUAUGUCAGCGCGAAUAUGAAGCAGAAGAGGAAUCAGCAAUACCAGAAUACAAUUUUAGGUGCGGACUUAUCGGUGCUUGUCGACGUAUGUAUCAAGAUCAUGUGACCAUGAGGAAUACGGGUGUGGCGCAUUGGAUCGCAUUUGUUCGACUCAUGAUACGUAUCAAUGAAAAGGUUACCGUCAAAGGAAGGCAGAUCAAUGCGUUCACAUUUUUAGUCUUUGACUGUCUUUGCACUUUGUGCCAGAAACCUUGUGUGGAAAAUUUAGAAGAGACUGAUCUGUUGUGCAGCAUACUUCAUGAUGUUGGUCAAAAUUUGUAUGAAAACUCGCCAAAGAAAAUGGAGGAAGUAAUAUCACAUUGUCGAGAUAUGAUUAUCGAAAAUGACACUGACCCUGAUGUACGCCACAUGUUGAUGGAGAUAGUCGAGUUAAAAGCCAGUAACUGGAAACUACCAGAGACCGUCUCACAGUUCUAUUAUGAGCGGUGACAGGAGGUCACGAAAAGAACUGUCCAGGGCCCACAAUUACUAAUGUGUUGACUUUUAACUGAUCUCGGAAAGGUUUUGAUAAUGUAGGAGUGCAGUGAAUCACAAAGGGCUGUUCAAUACAGACCUUCUUUGAAAUGGUGAUAGUGAUACCAAAAUGAAAAUAUAUUUGUCUUGUAUACCGACUAUUUAUGACUCUUUUCUGCCUAAGAACAUGAAUUUUGAAUAUUAAUGCUGGCUGAUAUAUGAAAUACAUGUAUAUUAAUUGAUACAGAACUGCCAAUUUGUCAGCUAAAGGAGAGAUAAGCAUACUGCAAACUCUGAAAAAUUCAGCUGCUCUUUUUUGCUUUCACAGAUAUUUGUAAAAAAAUGCAUGGCAGCAAAAAGAAAAUCUUUAUUGAAAUUACUAUUGAUACGAAAAGCCAAAUUAAAAGUACACAAUCGUUGCAAUAACGAGACUGCAAAAUGAAAUGGCGGCAUAUAUUUCUGGGUUUACAGUAGAUCUGUGUUUAAAGGAGUGCAUGCACAAUGUGAGUCUGGUAAUGAUCAUACAUGUUAUCGCAUUUGAGUCUUUGUUACAGUAAUUCAUAUGCCUUAUGAUUUAUUUUACAAUCAAACUGAGCAGCUAGGAAAACUGCAUUUGUCGUACCAUAUGGGUAUAUAUAUAUACCUAUGGGUUAUACUUGCUAGAAGAAUAUUUUUAUCCUGAAUAAAAUGAAGUGCCUAA